AUGGCAGCUGAGACAUCUGGUCCCGAGAGCCAGCCGAAACCUGUUGCUGGGGAUGUCAUGCACGUCAUCGGCAACGGUCCAGCAGUUUUGCUGGAGGUCGUCAUGAGUGGCUCCGACAUCGUGGCCUACAAGGUACGAUAUCCGGAUGGUACUCAGGACAGCGUCAUUCCGGAGAAGGCAUUGCUGUGUGAAAGACGGAAGGAGGAUCCAGUGGGUCGAUCCUCCAGCAGAACUUCGCAGGGAAGGCCGUCUCGGGACGGCUGCGAAAGCCAAGGCCUCGCGUCGCAGCCGUCCCUGGAGAACCAGCCACUCGCCGAGCGGGAAGGAAGCAGCAAUCUCCCCAUGAGACGCCUGCUGGCGAGCCCGCGCGGGCCACGUCAGUUAGAGUACCUCGGCCGGGCCUUCGACGACGAGAGGCGCCUUUCGUGA
Messenger RNA from Symbiodinium sp. CCMP2592, 429 nucleotides. The record is from the annotation of a GenBank genome assembly. Lineage: Eukaryota; Dinophyceae; Suessiales; Symbiodiniaceae.